AAAAGCAAACUAGCACCUUCUCUUCCACAGUACUAAAAACACACCACUUUCAGUCUUUCAGACGUUCCACUUUUGCUUUCUUUUUUUCCCCCCCUCUAUGUGGCUAAGAGAGUAAGAGGUUCACACUUUCACCUCUCAUUUCUUUUUUCUCUCUCCUCUCUCUCUCUCUAAUCUCUAUCUUCCCACAUUAUCAAUUCCCAUGUUGCUGUAUAAUUUACCUGCAAUUGGGUAUUUCCCUUUCUUACUUUUAAUUUCUUCCUUCUUCACUCUUUCUUUAGCUUGUUCUGGGGGUAAUUGUCAGCUUUUGGAAUCAUGUUCAGCUGCUAAUGAUUGUGCACCUGGUUUGUACUGUGGUAAUUGUCCUGCUGCUAAUAAACGGCAACCUGUUUGUACUAGAGCUCAAGUUAACAUACCCACUUCUAUUGUUAGUGGGUUGCCUUUUAAUAAGUACACAUGGCUAGUGACUCAUAAUGCUUUCUCAAAUGUAAAUUCACCACCAUUGACGGGUGUUCAACGAAUUACAUUCUACAAUCAAGAAGAUACAGUGACCAAUCAGCUAAGGAAUGGAGUGAGAGGAUUUAUGCUGGACAUGUAUGAUUUCGAGGAUGAUAUCUGGCUCUGUCAUUCAUUCCAAGGGCGCUGUUAUAACAUCACUGCGUUUGGACCGGCAAUCAACAGUCUAAGAGAAAUUGAAGCUUAUAUGACAGAGAACCCCUCAGAGAUAGUGACCAUUAUUAUAGAGGAUUAUGUUCAUUCUCCUAAAGGGUUAUCUCGGUUGUUUGCAAAUGCCGGGCUGGAAAAGUAUUGGUAUCCCAUAUCCAAGAUGCCAAAGAAAGGUGAAGAUUGGCCCACUGUGAACGAUAUGAUUCAACAGAAUCAUCGUCUUCUGGUUUUCACUUCUGAUGCUUCAAAAGAGGAAGCAGAAGGGAUUGCUUAUCAGUGGAGAUACAUGGUUGAAAAUCAACCUGGAGAUCCUGGAGUGAAACAAGGUUCAUGUCCAAACAGAAAGGAAUCCAAAAAACUUAACUCAAAAGGCGCAUCACUUUUCUUAAUGAAUUACUUUCCAACAUUUCCUAUCGAGGAUGAAGCUUGCAAAGAAAAUUCUGCCCCUUUGUCUGAUAUGGUUGGUACCUGCUACAAGUCAGCUGGAAAUAGGAUGCCUAACUUUGUUGCAGUGAACUUUUAUAUGAGGAGUGAUGGACCAGGCGUCUUCGAUGUAAUGGACAAAAUGAAUGGACAGACUUUGUGUGGCUGUAGCACAGUAACAGCCUGCCAGCCAGGUUCGCCUCCUGGGGUUUGUAAAAAUGUGCCUGCACCUGUUGUAGCUGCUCCUAACACCCCAAGUUUCAGUGGAAGUUUUUCGGGAUCUGUACAGUUAUCUGGAUUUGCUCCACCUGCCUCUUACCCUAAUAUGUUACUAACUUGUUCAUUCCACUUACUAAUGUUGCUUUUUCUGUGGUUAUAGUGCAUGUGACAUGAGAGCCAUAGUGCACAGAUGAAGUUGUAUCAUGUAUGCUUCAUUAGAACAGGAUUUUGAAGUAUUAGGAGUAAAAUUCUAGAUCAAGAAAAAAUAUAAUAGUUGCUUUUAUAAGUGGAAGUUCAAGGACAACUUAUAUUUUAGUGAAAUGUUAGAGAAAGAUAACACUCAAGAUUACGCUCUUGAGACAUAUUUCCGACAGAAGACAAGGCGGAGCAUCAAUGACAAUUGAUUGAGAAAACAGUUUCUGUGGAGUGGCUCAAGAGAUGGAGAAGGCACCUAAAUAUCUGUAGGGUAAAUGCCUAACUGGAAGCCAAAGCACAUUAGUAUGAUUAUCUGAUGUUAGUCCCUUAAGUGUGUAAUGUAGUUAUUAUUUCAAUGUGCUUAGCUUGUUGAUUCCUAUUACUCAAAUCAACAAGCUACAUAUAAGUCCUUCCAUAUUGACUACAAAGUUCUACACAAAAAACUUCAGGGAAAAAAUAAAACUAAGGGUCAUAUCUAUUCUUAAAUAUUAA
This is a messenger RNA of Beta vulgaris subsp. vulgaris (sugar beet), 1992 nucleotides long. Its product is annotated as PI-PLC X domain-containing protein At5g67130. Lineage: Eukaryota; Viridiplantae; Streptophyta; Magnoliopsida; Caryophyllales; Amaranthaceae. The record is from RefSeq and is a predicted model, not a curated record. The transcript has 9 exons. Gene Ontology annotation, molecular function: phosphoric diester hydrolase activity. Gene Ontology annotation, biological process: lipid metabolic process. The coding region runs from base 200 to 1465 and encodes 421 amino acids.